UGGUCACAUGACAAGUGACAGCGGGAAAUUUACACAAUAAAUUUUAUUAGUAACUCGUGAAAAGUAUAUUUUUGUAAAUAAGUACAUAAUAAUAAAAAUUUAAAUAUUUACUAUUAAUAAUUAAAAACAUAAAUUUUAUUUUAGAAUAGAAAACCAUAAAAAUAAAAGUAUGUAAUUUCUUUUGUGUUUGUUUGUUUACACUUGGGUGUAAUUAUAAUUAGUCAUCAUGUAACCAAGGUUACAAAUAGAUUUAAUAAGUAUUUAUUGGUAUAGUCUUUCAAUUAUUGAAUGGAAUUAUUAAUCGACAAAUUAUAUAAUAUAUUGUUGAGAUAUUUUAAAUAAAUUUUGAGAGUUAACAAGUGGGAGAUAAUUAAUGGAUGCAGCGAGUAUUUUAUGCCGGGAUAGAAAGCAAAAAAUAAAAUGGAUAUUUGGUCCAGAAGAAGAAACUGUAGAUUUACCUCCAUUUGAAACUAUGACUCAAAGAAUAAACUUUCAAGUACGAACAAGCAGACAUCUACAAAAUGACGAGUAUGCAAAUGAAUUUAACGUACAAAAGAUUGAAAUUAUUAAGCCAAAAGUCGAAGAACACUCGGGAGAUAUUUCAGUGACGAUUAAGGACAAGCCAUCGUCGGCUAGAUUGAAAGAAGAAAAUCGUGAAAUUUUGAAAAAUGUAUUUGAAGAACUUUUAAAUCAUGCUAGAGAGUCAAAGCGUUUGAAAUUGUUACAAUCAAAGCUAGAGAGAAUUUAUUCAGUGAGUCAAAUGAAGCGAUACUUUGACCGGUGGAGAAUGCUAGUAGAUGAAAUGAAAUUUUUAAAUAAAAGUCAGAAGAAAGAGUACGAAAUUGAAGAUGUAAAAAAAAUAGAAUUGUUUAUAAGUGCAAUCAAAGAUAAGCAGAAAAAUGUUUUGAGAUGUACUAGGAAGAAGAAUAUGUCAGUUGAUACAAAAGAUUUGGUUAAUAUUCAAGCAAAAACAAAUUCGAAUGUGUCUGCAACGUUUGCGAAUCGCCUGAAAAUGCAAAAAAAAGUUAUUGAUGAGCAGAGAUCUAAGUUGGCUGAACAAAAUCGAUUUAUCCAGGACAUGAAGUUACAGCAAAUUCAAGUUGAAUCAAAAUUAAGCGAACUGGAAACUCUAAAAACCGCUAAAGGAGCUUUUGCUCAUAGCAAGAAAAGAUCUCAAAAGAUUUUGCGUCGAUUAAUGUUGCGAGAAGGCAUUGAUUCUCAUGAAGUUGAAGAAGUAUUGAGUGAUGCUGUACCUAAGCCGAAUCCACCGAUUUUUUUGGCGAGAAUGGAAGCAAGAGCUUUAGCCCGACGAGAAAGAGUUGCCAGACGCGAGUUGGAGCGUAAACAAAAAUUGGAAGAACAAAAAUUAAGAGAAGAAAUGGCGAAAAUGAGCGAAAAAGAGGCGGCGAAAAAAAAAAUGGAGUUAGAAGCUCAAGAAAAAGCUCGACAAAUUCGUCGUCGCCAUGAAGAAGAACGAGAACGUGCUUUGAAUAUUGAAAAACUGAAAAAGGCGAUGCAGGAAGCUGAUGACUUUUAUCGGAAGUAUUUGCUUCGCCGAUAUAUUCUUCAUCCGCUGAUUGCUUUUGUACAAUCAGUACACGAUGAUAUGAAUAAAGCUGAGAGACACUAUGAUUUAUCUAUUCUCCGGAAAAUGUUUAUCAAAUGGAAGUCUGAAACUGAACGAGAAAUACAAAUUAAAAUGGAACUCAGUAUUGAUAUUUAUAACAGAAAUCUCACCUGGAGAGUUUUUGAAAAUUGGCUGCAAUUAACGAGAGACAAUAGAAAAAUAUAUAAGACUGCUGUUGAUCAUUACAACAAUUGGCUGAAAAAAAGUUAUUACGACAAAUGGUUAGCUUAUACACUUUCGAUGAAAAUAAUUAAUAAUAAUAAUCAAGAAGUAGCUUUUAAUUUUUAUAACGAAAAACUAAAAUCGACUUACUUUAAAUUAUGGAAAAAAUAUUUACAAAUUUUGGAUAAAGUUGAAGAGACUGACAAACGAAAGGAUCAAUUGAGACAGUUAGUACAGUCAGUGAUUCCUGACUUUGCUCCUCAACAUCGGGGCGUCAUUAUUGAUUAAUCAUUAAUUAUCUUCAUAGGUGUAUUCGUUUUUUUUUUUUUUUAAUUUAAUAAAAUUUAAAGUUAAAUUUUUUUCGAUUUAUUUUAAUUUAUGCUUAACAUAUUUUAAGUGCGACGUACAAUUCAAUUUAUUAUUAUAUAAUCUAGUGAAACUUUUGAGUAUCAAUAAAUAA
Messenger RNA from Cotesia glomerata, 2249 nucleotides. RefSeq names its product coiled-coil domain-containing protein 191-like. The transcript is spliced from 3 exons. The record is from RefSeq and is a predicted model, not a curated record. Gene Ontology annotation, molecular function: phosphatase binding. Lineage: Eukaryota; Metazoa; Arthropoda; Insecta; Hymenoptera; Braconidae. Bases 374 to 2077 code for a protein of 567 amino acids.